Salmo salar (Atlantic salmon) is the source of this 4027-nucleotide messenger RNA. The record is from RefSeq and is a predicted model, not a curated record. Lineage: Eukaryota; Metazoa; Chordata; Actinopteri; Salmoniformes; Salmonidae.
CAUCCAUGUGUUUCUACGCGGGAGCCGUGUGUUUGUGGCCAUCGGGAGGGAUUUAUAGCCUAAUCGUGAUGAAUCCCCGUGGUGGCACGCGCAGGUCUUCGUAAUUAUGGCAGUCGUUCUAACCGAGAUGGGAGAAGAGAAAAAAAACAUCCUGAUAGGAGGCAUUUUAUCUUCAUCACUGGACCGCUCAAUUCCAAUUAAUUUGACAAGAUUUCCCUCACGCGAAGCGCAAAUCCCUAUUAAAAGACGCAUACUGUAAAUGACAACCCUCUAAACGCUUCGCGUGUCCGAAUGAAAUAGAAGAGGAGAGAAAGGGAACGACAAAAGGUUAAGACGCAGCUUCCCCAGAGUUAUUUCCCGGCAGAGCGCCCUAAGCCACGGUCAUUGGCCCUAAGCCAGCCCCCUCCCGAGUGCGCCUAGUGUUUCUAUAGUCAUUUCUAACCAAUGAUCAGUAGGUGUCCACAUCCUAGCGUCCUCACCUCAGCACCAAUCAGCCACACACAGCGACAGGAGACAGCACGGAGCUAACAGUAGGCAGCCACACACAAUACACCUCGGACCAAGGAGAGGAAACACCUACAACGCACCGUUAUUUCCCCCCCACCCCCCCCCUACAGCGCCGUGGUUUUAUAAUAAUAAACCGCUUUUUCUUUUCUUCUAAAAGCUCGAUAGGCUAUCGCUUUAAGUUUGCUAUUUUUCCUACUUUUUUUUUCUCAAGCUUUCUCAAGCCAGGAAAAUAAGUCUGUAAAAAUGCUCCUUUUGUUUUGAGCGCUCUUUUUCAGUGUGGCUGUGCUCUUCCCACAUCCUCGCGUUAUUUUUUAUCUCCAUCGCGCCUUGCGGUAAUGUGCCGCUCUGUGUUGGCAGCAGACUGCUAGGCGUCUGGAAUCUCUUCUCGCCAGGAACCUGGUAGUGCUGGAGGAGACAGAAGCAGGAUGGUAACAUAUUGUUGGUGGUAACCAGCAGCUUCUAGUUUGACGAAGGCCACCGUUGACGGCGACCCCGGACUCUUCCCCAGUGAACCCUGCUCAACCGUCCUCCAGCCAUGUCUAAUAUAAACAAUGCUCUCUGCAUUGAGAACGGACAGAACGCAGACGUUUCUCUCUUACAAAAGGAUAACCUUCAGAACCUGCAGAACCUGCAGAACUUGCAGAACCUCCAGGAUGGUGGAUUAAGCCAGCUUUUGGAUUAUAACGCCGAGAUGGAACGGUACCGCUCUUUCGCAAACUUUUACAAAACCAACGGCGCGUUCGGCCAGACGGCCAAGAUCGCCCGCAUCACAACACCCAUUUUCCCCAGUGCCCGGAUAGGCAUGUCCCCGUGGAACUGCGAUAACGCCAUGCUCUGGGGGAGGAAAUCGGCGACAAUAAACCCUAAUAGGACCAGCAUGCACAGGAAUGACUCCCAGAGGCCGGGGAAGCAUGGCGUGCCGCCAGAAACGCUACAGCAAAUGGCAAAUAAUAAUUUCCUCUCUACCUUAUCCCCCGAACACUGCAGACCUUUAGCGGGAGAAUGCAUGAACAAGCUGAAAUGCGGCGCCGGCGAAGCAGAGAUAAUGAAUCUCCAGGAACGUGUCGGAACUUUUUCCGCCAUUCCGGCUUUAGGGGGCAUCUCAUUACCUCCCGGGGUCAUCGUCAUGACAGCCCUUCACUCCCCCGCAGCCUCGGCAGCCGUUACAGACAGUGCGUUUCAAAUUGCCAAUCUGGCAGACUGCCCACAGAAUAAUUCCUCGGCGUCCGGCGGGAACCCGGCGAAGAAGAAAAGGAAGCGGUGCGGGGUGUGCGCGCCCUGCCGGCGGCUAAUCAACUGCGGCGUGUGCAGCAGUUGUCGGAACCGUAAGACGGGCCACCAGAUCUGCAAGUUCAGGAAAUGUGAGGAGCUGAAAAAGAAACCCGGCUCGUCGCUGGAGGCAGGUCCGUGUUUUCCUAGACUGGUCCCUGAUCUGUUGACAAAGACCUUAGGCGUUGGCUAUACAGCCUGGGACCAGAGGACACCAGUCAACAAUGGCGAGGCAUUCCGGUGGUUCUUUUAGAGUGCCCGACCUUAGUGACAUCAACAUGCAGUCAGAGGUCCAGUUUGAACUCUGAUGACAUCACUGCAGGAAGCACUGGGGGCUCAGAGAACCCAAACAACCUCCUAGUUUUUAAACCAGGAGGAAGAAACUCUAAAAAGAUGAAGCGAUAAACAUUAUGGUGUUGGUUUAACUCUGUAAUUUCCUUUCCUGUGUAAUUAUUGUACCUUUUGACAGUAUCAUAAUGUCUAUUUUCAGUGUAUAUGAAUGUGUUUCAGUGUCGUUUGGCUGUAAAGUUUACAGUCAAUCUUAUGUAAAGGACUCAAUAGACAAUCAUCACCAAUACGUCAACAACAAAGAUGGCCGCUGCUGGGAUUGAUCAUGUGAUCGUCACACACAACCUUGGCGCAAUAAUCUUUAAUGUUGAUUAUUCUGCUUGUGUUUUCCCUUUUAUUUCCGUUUUCAAAUUAUUAUAUCAAAGCUGAAUUAUUUUUUAUUAAAUUUGUCAUUUUUGUUUAAUGCUUGCAUUCCCUGUUUGUGUGUGUGCCUCUGACUGAGGGAAACUAUAAGGUCCUCUUUGGUAAAUGUGAUGUAUCAUAUAAGUGACACACAAUGCCAGAGAGAACGGCAUUAUUAUUUAGAUGCUUUCAUUUGGGGUUUCUUUCAGUUUUUGUCCAGCACGUUACGAAACAGGGCACAUUGUCUUGUGUAGCGAGUUGUACUUUUUUGGAAAACAAAAAGGAGCAUCGUUGUGUUACAGUUACUGCACAAAGUGGUGGUUGCGAGCCAGACUGCGUUUCUCUGUGGUUUUGAUACGCUUCAAAGAUGGUGUUAUGAUUAGCUUUUUCAUGUAACUGUUUGGCCACCUCCUGACCAUCUUCUGGUUUUUGUUUGAAAUAGAAAAGGUCAUCUUAUAGGUAACACUAUACUUAUAUCCUGCAGGUAUAAUGCUUCAUUACUUAUAUCCUGCAGGUAUAACACUUCAUUACUUAUAUCCUGCAGGUAUAACGCUUCAUUACUUAUAUCCUGCAGGUAUAAUGCUUCAUUACUUAUAUCCUGCAGGUAUAACGCUUCAUUACUUAUAUCCUGCAGGUAUAACACUUCAUUACUUAUAUCCUGCAGGUAUAACACUUCAUUACUUAUAUCCUGCAGGUAUAACGCUUCAUUACUUAUAUCCUGCAGGUAUAACGCUUCAUUACUUAUAUCCUGCAGGUAUAAUGCUUCAUUACUUAUAUCCUGCAGGUAUAACGCUUCAUUACUUAUAUCCUGCAGGUAUAAUGCUUCAUUACUUAUAUCCUGCAGGUAUAACGCUUCAUUACUUAUAUCCUGCAGGUAUAACGCUUCAUUACUUAUAUCCUGCAGGUAUAAUGCUUCAUUGUUAUAAGCAGGUAUAAUGCUUUAUUACUUGUUAUUAGCAGGUAUAAUGCUUUAUUACUUGUUAUAAGCAUGUAAUAUCCAUUACACUGUCUUGAGGUUUAUGAUAUAUACUUGCAGACUAAGUAAAGUGUUACCGUUAUUACACCCAAGCUGUCUAAAGGUAGUUAUUAAUAAUACUAGUAAAGUAAUUCUGAGGUUAAAUCAACAUUAAAAUGUAAUAUUAAGUCAACAGUACAGUUUACAUAUCUGACAAUGGUUAUAUACAAUAUAACUGAUAUAUGUUCACUGAGUAUGUCUGACUACAGUUAUUCUGGAAGUACGGGACUUUCCAUACCUUUCUCCUGCAGAGACUACAAUAACAACAAAUGCAGUAGUCUCUUGAGCUGAAGCAAAAAGUGAACACAUUCCAAAAAACGACAAAAUUAUUCAAUAAAUUACUCAUUGUCUUCAAAACCCUAUUGUUGCAUGUGUAAAUGUGUUUUGGUUUUAAAGAUUAACAAGAAUUUGUAUAUUGUUGUUGUGAUGCUUUUAUGUGUUAAAAUAAAAAGGACAAAAAAAUAUUUUGAAUGUCGACGAAUAACGCAACAUUUUUAUCCUCACAUUGUACAAUUAAAUAUUGGAUUCUGAUUCACCUGCAAUGUU